AUGGCCUCCGAACGUGCAGGCGCCGAUGCCGCGGACGCUGCCAGCGCAGAGCCGGCCUCUUCAUGCCGUCCUGGAGACCCGGAGAACCGCUCGGCACGCUCUGGUGACGCUCUCCAUAUCCAUGACCCCUCCCCCUCAUCCUCUGCAACUGGUCCACUUCCUGGCGGUUCCUCCAUACCAAGACGGACGUCCCUCCCUAUCUCGUUUCCGCCCAUUUUCUUCCAGCGAAGCAAGGUGCCGUCAGCCUCCCUCGCUUCGUCCACUGCCGAAGGCAAACCGGUGCCAGUCACCGAUCCCGCGGCCGCUCAUCGCGCAUCUGCCUUGCACAAGCUGAACAGCAAGUACCCGUCGGCAGGCCGUCGCCACGGCUACACACCGGGGGCUCCCAGUGCCCAGAGCAGCACCUACUCCCAACCCGUCCUUGUGCGGACUUACAGCGGACCGUCGCCUUCCCAAGGCUCUCGCAGUUCCCGGUCUCGGCAAUACAGGCCCCCGAGCAGCAGCCGCGCUGUCUCGAGGCGGGUCCCGCUCCCCUCAGCUUCGACAACCGGGAGCGGUGCACCUGGGCAGCUCAUUCAGCCCACAGUCAGCGGUGUUGGCGUUGGUACUACCAGCAGUAUCAACGUUGAUAUAAACAGACACGUCCUUGAGAUCUCUGACAGUGCUUAUGGAGUGAAUAUGUCUCGUCCCUACAAGCCGAAAAAGGCCACUACUGGCAGCGGCAUGCUGCCGUUGCCAUGGCCAUGGCACUCAUCGCGCCAGGCACUUGAAGAACCAAAGCUGCCUCCACUCGAAGCUUUCUCGUUCAAGAGCUUCAUGGCUGACCUCCAAGCUCCCGGCGGAGACAACGACAUCAGCGCCGAUCUGGACCGGAUUGCUGAGAUAUGCGCCCGAUCCCGGUACUCCCUGAGCAGUCAAUACGAGGUUCACGUGGCCCCUCACGGUUCCGGCUCUUCAUUCAUGUCAGGCGCCGGCCUGAGACCUCCCUCCGCAUCGCGUAGGAAAGGCCACAGUCGCAGCCGGAGUCACGGGCAUGGCUCCGGGGGUCCAACUCUGCAAGCCAUCACCUCCGACGACGAGGCUUCCGCUCAAUCCCACCCCAGGAGAAGGGCCGGCGGGCGGCGGAGGAGUGCCGCGUACGGCACGCUAGAGACCAUCAUGUCCUCGAGCAGGUCAUCCGAGGAGGAUAAGUCCAAGAAGAAAUCCGCCGCCGAGCUGGCGGGCGAGGUCCGGGGGAGAGCAGCGCGGAAGGCAUUGGGGAACAACCCAAGCACAUCGGCCUCGGGCUCCGUGUCCGCAUCAACCGGAAACAGCAACAGCAAAACCACCACCACUACUGGCAGCGCAGACCAGCAACCUUUUACUCACAACACCACCUCAAGCAACUCCAACGCCAACACCAAACUAGCUCGCAAAAAAUCAGCCUCGUUUGCCACAGCCAUAAUAGACACCAGCAGCGGCCGCGCCUCGGGAAGGACUCAUAACAGUACCGUCGACUCCUCAUCCCGCAACACGGGUCGGAAACCGGCCAACACCAUGAACAGCAGCUCGUCCUCGGCUCUACUCAGCGAGCCUGCCCUUCCCCAGACAUCCCGCAGUCAUCUGGGCGUGAGAACUGCGCCUGCUCCGAGCGGUGUUGGUACGCCUGGCUUGCGAAGUGGGCGUCGUAGUGUUGUUGAGGAUGGUGGCGGGUUGCCGCAGCAGGAAGCCGCUUCUACUGGUAGUAAGGCUUCAGGGGGCGGUGGGACUGAGUCGUCGUCGUCGUCGUCGUGGGUGGGUUGGAAUCCUUGGCGGGUUGGCGGGGCGCAGGCGCAGGCGCAGGCACAGGCACAGGAGCAGAGUGGUGAACUUGUGCGUGAAACGAGGGCUAGCCAUGCGGAGGGAAGUCUGAGGUUGUUGUUGAAGAGCAGUGGCGGUCUUGGGGAGGGGCAGGUGGGGAGGGAGGUGAGAAGGUAG
Molecule: messenger RNA, 1956 nt
Organism: Parathielavia appendiculata
Lineage: Eukaryota; Fungi; Ascomycota; Sordariomycetes; Sordariales; Chaetomiaceae
Exons: 2
Coding region: 1-1956 (651 amino acids)
Source: RefSeq, a predicted model, not a curated record